AUAUAAUAUUACACCAAAAUAACAUGUCGUACUUAGAUUUAACAUAUAGUGAAAAUUCACAGACACUUAUAUAACAUUAAUAUUCAAAUGUUCAACUUAGGAUUCCAAAGAUUAAGUUAGGCGAAAAGAAAAAUCGAAAAAUAGGCGCAUUUCGCAAAACAAAAAAAAAGACACAAUUUGACCUCCAACCCGGUACCUUGUAGCGGUCGACCCGAUGAGUGCGUGCGUUCCGUUUUUCUCACCGGGUCAGGGUCAAAGUGGGUCAACCCGCGGGUUUAACAUUGUUAUCCACAUUCCGCUAUUCAAUUUUGAGCUCUUUAUUGGAGUUGGAAAACGAAAUCGAGUUUGUAAUUAAUGAUCCACUGAAACGGCGACUGGGACGUGAAGGAUAGCUGCGUUUAACGUUUCCUACCUUAAAUUCUGAAUUCUUUUCAGCGGGCCAUUCCUAAAUUUCCCUAUCCUUUUCGUUAUUGUUUUGGUCCAACAUAAAUCUAGUUCCGUUUGUCCUAAAUUCACCUUUUUAUCGCCAAAAACUUCUAUAAUUUUUUCAUUGGAUUUUGGGUGUAAGUACGUGUGGGCAUCGAUCUGGUCCGGAUCGAAUUGGACAAAACUCAGAAAAACUAUGGUCCAAUAGCGAAAGAUAUCUUAGGAUGAAGGACUCAUCAAUAGUACAUUCGGUUCGCUUUGGUCUAUUUGGUCAGGUCCUAAUGUAAAUUCGAUUCAUUUUUCUUCGGUAUUUAUGAAAUUCAUAGGACCAAAGACCGGACAAUAUAAAAUUCGAUUCGGAGUGAUCCGGUCCAAACAUCGAUUCGGUCUGAUGUGGUCCGGUAUGGACCAACCCAUUGCUCACCCUUAGGUAUAAGAUCAGCUGAUUUCUUCUAUUUAUGUGUCAACACAUGUCGCUCGGUAGAUUAUUUGAAUUCAAUCUAUCAAUACAGUCCAAUACAUUCUGUAAAAAAGUCAAAGUAAUUGAAUAAGUUUAAAUCUAAAUUCAAUUGGAUUUAUGAAUAUUUGUAAAAUUACAAUUUAGUACUCAUAAAAUUGCAAGCCAAUGCUCCCAAUCCCAUUGAUUGUAUUUGGGGUUUCUGGAUCAAGCCAAUAAAUAGAAAAUAAAAGAUAGAACAAACAAGUUUGGCUUUAAUUAGGGGUCUUUCUUUUUGGUUCUAUCAUUUUCUUGUGUAAGACAAGGUCAACAUUUCCCCUGCAAAACCCUUUCCUUACCUUCUCCGGCCCUUUGCUAAAUUUCACCCCGUCUUCUUCUUCUUCGUUCCCUGCCGUCCUCACAAUCCAGAGAGAGAGAGAGAGAGAGAGAGAGAGAGAGAGAGAUCAUUGGUCCUUCUCUCUCGAAAGUAGAAACUACAAAAAACUACAUAACUGUUUUUUGUCUUUGGUCCUGGUCUAGUCUCCAUCCAUCGCCAUAGCUUCUUCAUUCGGUUGUGACGUUUCUGCUGUCCUCCAUUAUUACCCUCCAUUGCCAAAUUCUCUACAUUUACCGUCUGUUUUAACCACUUUUCGAUUCCCCUCCACACUUCCUUCCUCUUCUCCUCAUUCGCCGAUCCAUCUUCUCCAAAGGUACCGCCUUUUCUUAUCUUAACUUCCCUUACAUUUCUUUCAUUGGGUUCCUCUGUUUCAUGGAGGAAACCGCCAUUAGAGAUCAUGAAUUUGCAGCUUGUUCUUGCAACAUACUGCUAUCAUGCAUUCAAAAUGGGAAUGUAUGAAUCCAUGAAGAAGGAAGAAAAAGAAGUUUAGUUUUAUGCCUUUGUAAUUUGAUCCUACUUCUUCUCCGUCCCCCUGUUUCCGUUUUGUUCCGAUUGCAGGAUUAUUCCGUCUUCUAUCCUUCUCCGGCCACUUACAUUGGGUAACUGAUGGCGACGAAGCCCAAGGAGACCACUCCAAAGAAGGAUGGCGGCAACAACAAGAAGGUUAUAACAACCACAACAACCACCACCACUACCACAAAUCGGAACUUCCACCGCCAACAGAGUAGCACCGCCGCUGCGAACCGCCACUCCCCAUCUUCCUCCUCGCCGACGGCGGCGACAACAACAAACUCCUCCCCGCGAUCCGGCCCAAGCUACCUGAGGCCCACGGCGAGCUCCAAGCCCGACUCCCAAUCCAAAGCCACAGCCGGCUCCAAAACCAGCACAACCAAGCCAACCGACCAGAAGGCCGCCGCCGCCGCCGCGGCAGCGACCCUUCGAAGGAGAUCGUUCGACAAGCCCGCUCCUUCCGCCGUCAAUUCCCGUCUGCAGAGGUCCGUCACUUCUCCCGAUCCCGCCGCCCGCUCACCCGCCCCGGUCAGGACUACCUCUUUUAGCCCCAAAACCGCCGGAGCCUCCUCCAGGGCCAAUUUCCAGAGAAGCGCCACCACACUCCGACCCAAUGCGAGCAAAACCAUCGCCGCCGUCGUGGCGGCGACCGCCAAGCAAAGAAGCGGCAGCCCUGCCAGGGGCAGAGCAGUACUUAAUCCCAACACCACCACCACCGCCGCCGCGACUAGUCGCGGCGGCGGUGGUGGUGUUGGCAAAAGUACCGGCGCAGGGAACCUUAGAGGUAAAAACAGAGCAACCACUGCUGGCCGCGGCGGCAAGGCGACGACGGCGGCGCGGGGGAAGUCAUCAGGCGCCGGUAAGCGGAACAAUACUAAUAAAGAGGAUGUAAAAGAGAGUUUGGAUAACGAGAUACAUCAGGUGAGCGAAGAUGAGCAGGGCGUCAAUCCUGACAAUUUGGAGAUCGAGUCUCCGGCGAGCCCCCACAUUCCCAAAUCACCAUCACCACUUCCAUCGUCGCUUGAAAAAAUCAUUACUAGCGUCGAUGAUGAUCACGUUGAUGAAGUCCCUUCCAAGGAAUACGAUGUUGUCAUCGACAAUGUGAAUAACCAGGAGGGAAAAGAUGACGGUGAGAAGGUCUUCUCUUCCGGUGAUACUCCGGCGGCAGAGGAACGAAAAGGUUUAGAUGAGAAGGUAGAAGUGCUCAGUGAUCGCCAAGUUGCAGCGGCCGACGAGAAAGGUGAGAGGGAGAUCGCCAUGACUACUGCUACUACUACUACUUCUCAAAAUGGCCACGAAGAUAAUCAUAAUCAUGAUAAAGUGGAUGACAAUGGAGAUGACAGUGAGACGUUGCCCAAAGAAGAACUAAAGCUGGCUGAUGCUGCCGCCGAUGAUCAAGAACCAGGUGGUGUCAAUGGGGAAUAUGAGGAGAGGGAGAAGGGACAGGAGGCACCUGAAGAAGAAGCAGUUGAUCAGGAAGAGACAAAGGCCAUGAUGGCGGCGAAUGAUGAUGACGAGAAGAAGAGAGAAGGAGAAAGCGGGAAGGCUAUGGAGGGGAAGAAUGAUUCUCCGGCCGCGGCUUACAAUGAGGUGAUCGAGGAGACGAAGAACAAGCUGAUGGAGAAGAGGAAGAACAAGGUGAAGGCGUUGGUGGGUGCUUUUCAGACUGUUAUCGACUACGAAUCUGCUGGCACUGCGACUUCUCCUUCGAAGUCGAGCUAAUUAAUCAACUAACACUAGCUGCUGAACUUCUUCUUCUUCUAUCUUUGUCCAUGCAUCUCAACGAACUCGUAACUGAGGAUACUAUACUGUUCAUAUCCUCCAUUUAUAAUGUUAGUGAUUUUCAUCCAUUUCCUUUAUCUCCUCCUAUACGAAAUGGAGAAUCAAUGGAUCCAUCUGUA
This is a messenger RNA of Linum trigynum, 3670 nucleotides long. The record is from the annotation of a GenBank genome assembly. Lineage: Eukaryota; Viridiplantae; Streptophyta; Magnoliopsida; Malpighiales; Linaceae.